This is a messenger RNA of Lemur catta (Ring-tailed lemur), 1454 nucleotides long. RefSeq names its product arylacetamide deacetylase like 2 (gene AADACL2). The transcript has 5 exons. Gene Ontology annotation, molecular function: carboxylic ester hydrolase activity. Bases 1 to 1206 code for a protein of 401 amino acids. Lineage: Eukaryota; Metazoa; Chordata; Mammalia; Primates; Lemuridae. The record is from RefSeq and is a predicted model, not a curated record. Gene Ontology annotation, cellular component: membrane.
AUGGGGUUCAAAGCUCUCUGUUUGGGGCUGUUUUUUGUUUUUUUUCUUUCUUAUAUUCAUGCACCCAUACCAGACAAUGUUGAAGAAAGUUGGAAAAUAAUGGCCUUGGAUGCAGCUGCUAAAGUUUUUUCAUUGAUGGCCAUGUGUAUUGAAAAGAUGGGGAUUAUAAAAUAUGAGGAGUUUAUUUCCAUAAUAUUGAGCCUGGAUUAUACCCAACCACAUUCAGAUGAAUACCUCACAGUGACUGAUACGGCAUUUAUUGACAUUCCAGUACGUUUGUACUUGCCAAAGAGAAAGUCAGAAAUCCCAAGACGAGCUGUAAUCUAUGUUCAUGGUGGUGCUUAUUGUUUUGGAAGUUUCAAGAACAGAGUUUUUGACUACCUGAACAGAUGGACUGCAAACAAACUUGAUGCUGUUGUUGUAAGCGUGGACUAUAGAAAAGCUCCUCAGCACAAAUUUCCUGUUCCGUUUGAAGAUGUCCUUACUGCAGUCAAGUUUUUUCUUCAAGAUAAAAUUCUUACAAAAUAUGGAGUGGAUCCCACCCGAAUCUGUAUGUCAGGAGACAGUUCUGGGAGUGCUUUUGUAGCAGCAGUGACUCAACAGAUACAGAAUGAUCCUGAAAUGAAACAUAAAAUCAAGACACAAGCUUUAAUUUACCCAACAUUACAGAUAAUUGAUUCCUAUCUACCAUCUUUCCGAGAAAAUGAGCAUGGUAUACUUCUGACAAGGGACCUGGCCAUAAAACUUGUGAGUUCAUAUUUAACUGACGAUGAAACAUUUCCCCAGGCAGUAAAAAGAAACCAAUACAUGCCUCUGGAGUCAAAACAUCUGUUUAAGUUUGUUAACUGGAGUAUUCUUCUUCCUGAGAAAUAUAGAAAGGACCAUGUUUAUACUGAACCAAUUCUUGGAAGCCCUGGUUAUUCAUUGCCAGUACUUACGGAUGUCAGAGCAUCGCCCUUGUUGGCCAAUGAUUCCCAGUUACAGAAUUUGCCACUAACCUAUAUUCUUACCUGUGAAUAUGAUAUCUUAAGAGAUGAUGGACUUAUGUUUGUUUCGAGACUUCGAAAUGUUGGAGUUCAAGUUACUCACGACCAUAUUGAGAAUGGAAUUCAUGGAGCUUUAUUAUACACAGUACCACCACUUUAUUUACAUCUAGGUUUUAGGAUAAGAGAUAUGUAUAUUAGUUGGCUGGAUAAGAAUUUAUAAAUAUAUAAUGUAUAUGUAUGGCCCCUAACUUAGUGAGUUGUAAUUUGUGACAUUUUGUAGUUGUUGUGCAAAGACAAAUGUCAUUUGUGCUGUCUAAAUCUAGAUUUGAAUCAGUUGUAACAGUUACUGUGUGUCCUUGAACACUUAGACGGGGCUGAGGAAGAAUUUAAUUUUCAAGGACAUAUUUGCUACAAAUAUAUAAUAAAUCCUUUUGAGAGAAUUCAUUCAGGAAUUCAGAAGCAGCAGAA